AAUUGAUGGGGGAGGGGUUAUGAUGGUGAGCGUGUUACCUGCUGAAUUCAAGCCCCUCUCUUGUAACUGCAACCUGCACGCCCGAAGGUGUCGUUUUAAUAUGGAACUCUACAAACUAUCUGGUCGCAAGAGUGGAGGUGUUUGCCUUAACUGCCGACACAACACAGCUGGUCGUCAUUGCCAUUACUGUAAGGAAGGCUACUAUCGGGACAUGACAAAACCAAUCACCCACCGAAAAGCAUGCAAAGCGUGUGAUUGCCAUCCCGUGGGUGCGGCUGGAAAAACCUGUAAUCAAACUACAGGGCAAUGUCCCUGCAAAGAUGGCGUGACAGGCAUCACUUGCAACCGAUGUGCCAAAGGGUACCAGCAAAGCAGAUCUCCUAUUGCCCCCUGCAUAAAGAUUCCUGUUGUUCCUCCCACCACUAUGGCCAGUAGCACGGAAGAACCCGCAGACUGUGAUUCCUACUGCAAGGCAUCCAAAGGAAAGCUGAAGAUCAACAUGAGGAAGUAUUGCAAGAAAGACUACGCUGUCCAGAUUCACAUCCUGAAAGCAGACAAGGCUGGAGAAUGGUGGAAGUUCACAGUCAACAUCAUCUCUGUAUACAAGCAAGGGACAAAUCGGAUACGGCGUGGAGAUCAGAUCCUCUGGAUACGCUCUAAGGAUAUUGCUUGCAAGUGCCCGAAAAUCAAACCCAUGAAGAAAUACUUGCUACUGGGCCACGAUGAAGACUCUCCUGACCAGAACGGCAUUGUAGCAGACAAAAGCAGCCUUGUGAUACAGUGGAGGGACACAUGGGCUAGGCGACUGAGGAAGUUCCAACAAAGGGAAAAGAAAGGGAAGUGCAAGAAAGCCUAGAGGGAGGACUGGAGACGAGACGAGAGACACUACGCACGUUGUUCUGUGUAGAACUUGGAGCCAGUGGGGUGGGAGAAGGGACACACUGGCAAACACCCACUUUACAACUUAUGUGUAAAAGGCUGGGGAGGGCAAAGGAGGGACUGGUAACUUCUCUGAGACAUGCCAGUUUUGCACCUCAUAAUACACAAAGGUUUGUGAGAAAACAGGUUUAGAGAAGAGGGCUCUAUGUGGGGCCCUGCUCACCAUAGUAACAAAUAUUAGAUCAGUUACUAGUUUUCAUCAACCCCUUUGGCUUCCCUUCUCUCUCGCACUGAACAGGAGAAUGACCAACUGCCUUAAGUCUGCUAACAAUUAAUUCCAAAACACAAGAUUAAAAAAUCUGUCAUUACAACAACAACGGUGACAAUGACAUUGCCCUCUGAAUGAGACAUCCACAGCCCCCUGGAGACUGAAUCAAGUUGUUACUGGUAGGAAGAAUGGCAGGUAAGGAUGUCAGCUUGAAACAGAUUCCUGGAGGAGCAACUACCUUGUCAGCAAACAGCCUGAGUAUCUCACAUGCAGCAUCUAAAUAACUGGGUCAGGUUUUCAAAAGAAGCCUAUGAAAGACAGCUUAAUUUUAACCUAUGACAAUGCUACUUAUCCACAGUGAUUAGGAGAUGAAAGAGGUGUUCUGUACCAUUCGGGAAAUGCAGUCCCAAACUCUCAUUUGCUCAGUUUGAGGAAGAAAAGUUUGAGCAUUGUGAAAGAAAAAAAAAUGUAUUUAUAGAGCUGCUGAAAUAAUGAAUAUUUACUCACCCAUAUGCUUGAAAAUCUUACCACCACCACUUAAUUAUGGAUAACUUAAAGAAAGAAUUGAAUAUGAAUUAAUACUCAUGCUCUCUAGGAUGUCUCCCAAUGAUUUAUUUGUGGAUAUGGCUCUUCUCUGAGAGAAACUGGACUCCCCCCCCCUUUUCUUACCUUUAAGCAGAAUGUAAAAGUAUCACAAUGUUAAGUGGUAGCAGUUGCUGUCUAAACACCAACUAAACCUUCUGCAAACAUUAUAUACUUGGCAGAGUCUAUACUAGCUCUCCCCUAAGAUGGCACCAUAGAACAACUUUGCCACCUGUGCCUUGGAGGGAUGCAGUCUGAAGGAAGCAAUGAAAUUGCACUUCUCUGAACUUGUGUGUCUCCGUAGUGGUUGUUAAUACCUCAGUGUAAGACCCAAACAGCACUUCCAGUAUUAGCAUAGCAUUUGAGCUGGAAACAUGACUGUAAGCUUGUUCUACUUGCAGUGACUGAAUUGACCAAGAUUUGUAUAUUAAUUGCUGCAUGGAAGAAGCAAAAAAUUAUCAUUGAACAAAACUCUUGCUAGUGCUUAUAUAGAACAAUCGGACAAGAAAAUCCCUUUGUUUGUUACGUUAAUGUCAUACUGGUAUGGUUUGGGACUGAUCAAGUACUUGGAAUGAAGAUGGCAUGUCCUUUUAACAUCCCCUAGAACAGCUUUCUGCACUUUUUUUUAAAGCUGGAGGAUGGGCUUUGGCUUCCAUUUCAGAUCACAAGCGAUGGUGAAGUUGUUUGUUUCCAUGAAUGCAAAUCACCCACUGCCCCUGCGUAGCAAACUUGGAUGACUCUAUGAGCAGGCACUUCACCCAUGAGCUCAGGGCUGCCAGCCGUGUAAAAUAAAAACUUCCUCAAGAUGUUUCCUAUUAGGAAACUUGGAAACAUCCUUUUAAUGACAUUUUUCCAGUGGUUGUGCCUUGUUUUAUAGCAAUUGACAAUAUUUAUAUAAUGACAUAAGCUACCAUAAAGCAAACUGCAGCACAAAUAGGUGUAAAGUGGCCAGAUGGUAGGGAAGUGGAGAGCUGGGAGGGGCAGAAGUCAGGAGCCUUGGCCUAAAGGGGGAGAAAUAAGCACACUGGCUCAACUGCUGUGCUCACUGCUGUCCCCCCCCCCCUUUUAAGUGCUUAGUUGAUGAAAUAGGUAUAUGAUAUUUUCUUAACUGAGAUGCAUUUAUCCAUGUAGGUAGUAUCAAUUUUUAUUUUAGACCCAGAGGAUGUGAGUUCACCAACAGGAAAGAAGAGUUAAAACUUACAAGGAAACUGAAGCAUAUUUCAGGACUGAAUGAGAGACACUUUUCUGCUGUCCAGAUUGGUUUUAAUUUUACUUCUACGAAUUUCUGUAGGUUGGCCAAUAUUAAAAAAUGUUAUCCCUCUCCCUCCCCCAGCAGUCUGAAGCAAUAAAGCUCCAUUUCACCAUCUCAAGAUAUGGCCACCUUCAUGUUCUGCUGGAUUGGGUAGAAGAGGGCAAACUGUGUAUCACUGACGGUUUAUAUUUUACCAGGUAAUAGAUGUCAGACUUCUUAUCUUCAGUAAACCUGUUCUCCAUUGAUUUGUCUGCUUAGGAAUCAGUGACAACAGGAUUCUGAAGGGCAAUAUAGAGAAUGCAUUCAGUUCCUGUGGCCAGUUUCAGCUGUGCCUGCUGGACCUCCACAAGAGAGGUCAUUACAAUACACCCAAUAUUUCACUCAGCCUAGGCACUUCAUGGAAGGAAAAUUGAUCAAAGAAUACUGGAUAAUCACUGGCAGGAACACCAUUUGAAUACCACUGCUGCUUGUGCUCAAAGUCUUGUUUUCAAAAGUCAUCCAUGUUAUGCAAAUCCAACAGGUUAAGGAGCACUGUGUGAAAGAAGUGUGCAAAUGCAUAAUCAACAUCUGGUCAUCUCAAAAGGUUCUAUUUCAAUGAUACAGUUGUAAAGCAGAUAGACAAGAAGUAUAUGUGGCAAGUUGUCUGGCUGAUGGUCCAUUCCAUCAAAACAGGUAAUUAAACAUAUUUGCAUACUAACUGUGGCAAAUUCAUCCAGAAAAUGGCAAGCUGGUAUCAAGACCAGAGAAAUUUGAAAGCAGCACCCAUAGUGGAAGGAGCAACCACAAUAAAAGCUUGAAAUGUAGUUUUCAGAGUGCCAUGCUGACUAUGGUGACUGUUUCUAAGCGAGGGCUACAGUGCAGUGAAAGCUGGACUCUUUGGGGGGGGCGUCUGCUCCAUGUGUCCCAUGAAGUGCUUUCCCCCCCAUUCAAUGCAUCUUCUUUCUCCAGAUUGGGUUUUCAGAAUUAUCUGCUUCCCAUGCAGCCGGUGUCUUUAAGAGAUACCAUCUGAUCAGCAGCAGAAGCACCAGAGCUGCCCAAAGGAGAAGAAGGCAAUAAAAUUUCUUUGCAGCUAUUGAGCACUUUAUGUUCCCUCUCAGCCACCCCAGAAUGAUCCAAGUCCAUUAGCCUGACCCAGAACUGUUGUCAGCAGCCAAGACAGAGAU
This is a messenger RNA of Pogona vitticeps (central bearded dragon), 4144 nucleotides long. The record is from RefSeq and is a predicted model, not a curated record. NCBI's taxonomy places the organism in Eukaryota, Metazoa, Chordata, Lepidosauria, Squamata, Agamidae.